AAGGUAUUGAAGCUAGAAAUUUGAUUGAAAGGAUGAUCGAACGUGAUCCUAAAAAAAGACCAAAAGCAGGAACAGUUAUGAUACAUCCAUAUUUUUGGUCACCAUCAAAAAGACUUUCAUUUUUACAAGAUGCUUCAGAUAGAUUUGAAAUAGAAGUAAGAGAUCCACCAUCACUACUUUUACAACGAUUAGAGCAAGGAGUUGAAAGAGUUAUAGGUUCGGAUUGGCAUAAAAGAAUAGAUAAAGUAUUUAUAGAAAAUUUAGGAAAAUAUCGAAAAUAUGAUGGAUCCAAGAUUAGAGAUUUAUUAAGGGCUUUGAGAAACAAGACUGUUUCAUCAGCCCGUAGCCAGCUUUGA
Scutellospora calospora is the source of this 356-nucleotide messenger RNA. Lineage: Eukaryota; Fungi; Glomeromycota; Glomeromycetes; Diversisporales; Gigasporaceae. The record is from the annotation of a GenBank genome assembly.